GCCGAAGACCUCUCUUCUUGUGCACUCCGCCCGCCGCUCCGUGGAUAGCUGGCUUUGAGGUCCGUUUGUCUGCUUGUGCUGCGCCACCAUUGUGCUCUUCCCUCCCGAGCUCGAGGACGUUUCCCCCCCCCCUCCCCAUGUCCCAUUCGGAGAUCGACCCGCUUCCCGAAGAGGGCUGCCACGAGGGCUUCCUCGCCACGGUGCCCCCAAAUGACGGCAGCUGCAAUGUGGCAUGUGCCGGCUCGGCACCCAUGCCCGAGGAGCAGCCCGACGCCCUGGUGGAAAAGAUGGCCGCGCUGCAAGUGAAGCAUGAUGUCGAUGGCUCCCAAGGCCCGUCGCCGGGGGAAAGCCACAUGCCGGAGCCGGGGCCCUUGGUGCCGAGUUGUUCCAAGUGCAACAGCACCGCGAUCUCAUGCCUGGCGCAAUGUGGCGACUGCCGGGACUGGUUCUGCAACAUCCAAGACUCCCGACAGACCCAUCUGUACGGGCACUUCGUGGACCAUGGCCACAAGAGCCUGAUUUUCCCCAAGAGCCAUCAUUCCGACGGCGGGAUUGCCAAGUGCAGUAUCUGCGGGAGGAGCGACAUUUUCGAUCUCCGCUUCGACGAGAGAAUCUCCAAGUACCACUUCUUUUGUUUUUCCAACUGCCUGGCGCUCUGGGAUUGCAUCAUCCACGAGUUACGAUGGGUGCCUUUGGUUGGGAAUCGGUGCAUUUCACCGGUGGUGCUGUCGACGUGCCCGUCCGAGGUACGCCCCCUGGUCACCCUUCCACCGGAAGGCCGGACGGCGGAGGAUCUCCCAGCUGACUUGCCCCACCCGCUCGGCCGCCUGCCUGCCCGUCCACAUGAAAAGGCGCCGGAGUUGCGCGACCCGGUGAAGGACCGGCGGCAUACGGGCUCCCGGAUGGAGUCCACGCAAAGGGCGACACUCAUGGACUCGACCUCGGCCCGGAUGGCGCAGGGCCGCGUGCCGGACAUGUGCGUUUUUGUUUGCCGGCACAGGCGGCCGCCAUUUGUGCCGGCCGACGGUGCUCGGCUCGCGCUUUCAUGCCCCUCCCUUGCUCCUUGUGUCUGGAGGUCCCCUGGGGUCUGCUUUUUUUUUUCUUCGCCCCGCAUAAGUGUCCCCCUUCCGGGAUCAUUUCGAGGCAUGCCUGCGGCCGCUGGGGCUCCAGCCUCCCCCCCGGGCUUCGGCUCCUAAUUGACGCCUUCCUUGCCAUGUCGAAGCUUCCUCUCGCCGGGUCACUAUCGGAGUGUCUUCGAGCCGCUCAUCAAGAUGGAAAUGGAGAGCGCCAGCCAACUGUCCAACGCGCAUGUCGAGCAAAAUGUGGCAGGCUGUCUGGUGAAUGAUCGUCCCGGCCACAUUGACCUGCCUCAUGACAGUAUGCUGCGGGUGAAAGUGGGCAACUUCCUGGAGAUUUCCCACCCGCCUAGUGGCAGAGAGGUCUACUACUUCCAGGUGAUCAAAAUCGUCGACGAUUACCCUGAUGGCCAAACGGUUGUCAUUGUACUGAAACAUGGUUCCCUCCCCGGGGGCAGUCACAGUUGGUGGGAAGGUGACUUCGAGGUGAAGCUCAGUGACAAUCCCAUCCACUAUCUGCGUAUCGUCAGGGCACUGCAGCAUUCCGCCAGGCUAUACAAGCCGAGCUUCGGCCUCUUGGAGUACAUCUUGGGCUACCCUGACGACGUGAUCGAGCCGUGGCAUGACUUCCAACCGCUCGAGAUGCCGGACACUUUCCAAGCCCCGGGCAUCAGCCCGCCCAAUGCCUCGCAGCUGGCCGUCAUGCAGAAGGUGGUCCAGCGGCCAUUCAGCCUGAUUCAAGGCCCCCCGGGCACCGGGAAGACCGCUACCAUUGCCAAUUUGGCUUACUUCUUCCACUCGCAAGGGCGGAGCGUUCACCUUUCGGCCCCUUCCAAUGUGGCGGUGUCCAACAUGUGCGGCCGGGUUCAUGCUUCGGGUCUGGAUGUGCUGUGGAUGGAGAGCGACUCGCGAGAGUAUGUCGCAUCGCCCCACAAGCAUCUGACCAUAAAGGAGAAGAUGAAGAACCUGGAUUUGACUCCUCGGAUCUCCCUCGAGUCCGCGCGGAGCGGCUUGUAUUCACUUGAGCACAAACGUAAAAGGCCUUCGGAUCUUCGCCGGGCUCGCCGGGAGGAGAUCCUGAAAGAGGCCAGCAUCGUCGGGGCCACGCUGUCCUCGUCGGCCGCCAUGGAGCGGGAAUUCGACGUGCUGAUCAUCGAUGAAGCCACCCAGUGCACGGAUCCGGAGGUGCUGGUGGCGAUGAUGCAUGGGCACAAGACGAUCAUCAUGGUUGGCGACCAGAUGCAGCUGGGCCCGGUGGUGUUGAAUGCCCGGUGCAUGGCGGCCGGGCUGAAUCGCUCGAUGUUUCAGCGGUUGGUGGCACUCCGAGGGGAUCCCCUCCGGCUGGACAUUCAAUACCGGAUGCAUCCCUCGAUGGCGGCCUUCCCGGCGAAGGUCUUUUACCAGGGGACGCUGGAGAAUGGCGUGACGGCCGAGCAGCGCACCCCGGCGGAGGUGGAAUUCCCCUGGCCCGACCCCAAGACGCCGAUGAUGUUUUGGAAGAACCAUGGCAGGGAGAAGCCGGACCACCGGGAUACCUCCUACUACAAUCCCUCCGAGGCGAGCCGGGUGCUGCAGGUGCUGAACCGGCUGCUGGAUCGGGGAGUGUCGCCGGACGAGAUUGGCAUCAUUUCGCCGUACAACGGCCAGUGCCGGCACAUUCGCUCGCUCAUGAUGCAGCCGGCCAACUAUGCCAAGAGACAGCUUUACAAACGAGUCGAGGUGGCCAGCGUCGACGCCUUCCAGGGGUCCGAGCGGAAUUACACCAUUCUGUCGUCCGUUCGCACCGAUCACCCGGGCUUCCUGGCGGACAAGCGCCGGCUGAAUGUGGCCAUCACGCGCGCGCGCUUUGGAAUGGUCAUCAUCGGCAAUGUUGAGCUCCUGCGACAGAUCCCCGUGUGGCGCAGGCUUAUCGAGCACUAUCAAGAGCAGGGACUCCUGGUGGAGGGCAAGCUCGACGAAUUGCGGGUCGUUCAGAGGGAGGAGGCCGGCCCGGCGUCGGGGCCCGACACACUGGAUGACGCCGGCGCACCCUCGUCCCUGGGCACCACGGGGACCGGCGCCCCCGAAGGGGCCGCCGUCUCGCCGACCGACCGCGACUAGCCGGGACGGAGCAUGCUGGCGCUUGGUCGAUGGCGGCGGCCAGGCACGGCUCGGGGCCUGGGUCUCUUCCACGCUCGGGCAAUCGGGCGCGGGAGUGGCUGAAUGUGCCCUGGCAAAGUGCGGGCCGGGCCCGGGCCUGGCUUUGCACCGGUGCUCGCCGGGGGGGGGCCCCUGCCCUGCGGCUCCCCCGGGGCCGGGCGGCGGGGGGCGGCCGCACCCGGUCGGGGGGCUGGCCGUCUCGGAGCCCUCCACCGCAUACAAAUGCACACUUUUGGCAUCUUUCAUUUUUCUUCGCGCAGACCGGCCAAACAAGGUGCCGGCCCUUGGCGAGAGUGUUCCCGGAGGAGGGGUGGAGGAAGCCGCCCUUGAAAGGGUCCUCGGUCGCGGCAGUCCACAUGGUGGGACACUUGUCGGGGUGUUCAUCGGGGUGGGGUUUUUUUUUUUUCGUGGCUCCCCUGGCCAUUGUCUGGCGGCUGGGGCGGGUGGCCAUCGAUGCACAUUGCCCGCGAUGGCUUGCCAUGAGUCAUGCUCGCGGCCGAGGGCCUUCCCGGUCCCGAUGCGGCCUUUCUUUGGGUGGCGAGAGCUCUCGUUUGGGGGCUUGCCCCGUCGCCGACCGAUGGAGGCGCGAAGCCACUGGGCGACCGGGACGGGUGCCCCUUAGUGGUCGACCGUCCCGGUCGCCGCUUCACCUUGCAGACGGUGCAGACACUGACCUGCCUCGCUUGUGGGAGGAGAUACCACCGGGGACAUGGGGCACCGGAAGUGCAACAUGGCCGAGGACCUUCUCGAGUGGCGAUGCAGGGCCCACGGUCGGUGAGCCUGAGGCGGGGGGUGGGGCGCGGGCGGCUCCAUCGCAAUGCGAACGACCAUCGGGGAAGGCGCAGCUGCAUGGUGCCGAGGGAGCGGGCAAGGCCGUGGGGCCGGGGGGACUGGCUUCCGGCGCCAUGUCCCCCUUGCCCGCAAGCUCGGAUGCCAGGGCACAACGGUUGGAUGGCCGAAUCAGCCUUCGCCUGGCUGGUAGGGGCGGGGGCGGACACACCAGGGGCCUGGGCAGCGAUGCUCCAGCGGCUGUCCGAGGCGAUGCCAGCCACCGAGUGUGUCGAUGUAUGUGUUUGUAGCCGUGCGCGCGGGCCGGCUGGAA
Messenger RNA from Fonticula alba, 4317 nucleotides. RefSeq lists its product as hypothetical. Gene Ontology annotation, biological process: nuclear-transcribed mRNA catabolic process, nonsense-mediated decay. Gene Ontology annotation, cellular component: cytoplasm. The record is from RefSeq and is a predicted model, not a curated record. Gene Ontology annotation, molecular function: ATP hydrolysis activity; RNA helicase activity; ATP binding. The coding region runs from base 1272 to 3176 and encodes 634 amino acids. Lineage: Eukaryota; Rotosphaerida; Fonticulaceae. The transcript has 8 exons.